Tyto alba (common barn owl) is the source of this 4295-nucleotide messenger RNA. It is a transcript of the gene CDS1, whose product is annotated as CDP-diacylglycerol synthase 1. The record is from RefSeq and is a predicted model, not a curated record. Bases 285 to 1664 code for a protein of 459 amino acids. Lineage: Eukaryota; Metazoa; Chordata; Aves; Strigiformes; Tytonidae. Gene Ontology annotation, molecular function: phosphatidate cytidylyltransferase activity. Gene Ontology annotation, cellular component: endoplasmic reticulum membrane. The transcript is spliced from 13 exons.
CCCCGCCCUCUCCCCCCCCCCCCCCGCCCCAGCCGCCGCGGGGACGCGGGCGCUUCUCCGCUCCCGGGGCGGCGGGGUCCGGCCGCGGUCCCAGCCAGAGCGGCCCCCUCCCCGGGGCGGGUGUAGCGCCGGGUUCCUCAGGGGAGGAGGAGAAAGAGAAGGAGAAGGAGGAAGAGGCGGCCGGGCUCCGCGGCGCGGCCUCCGCGCCCUCCCCCGUCCUCGAUCGGCCCCGGCCCCGCCUGCGCCCGCUCGCCGCCGGGUGAGCGUUGGGCUCCCGCGGCGCGAUGUCGGCGCGGCGGCGGCGGCGGCGGCGGGCGGCCGCCGAAGAGGAGGAGGAGGAGGAGGAGGAGGAGGAAGAUGAGGAGGAAGAUGAGGCGGCGGCGGGUAGCGACAAGGAAGUGGAUUUGGAAGAAAGAUUUGGUGAGUUGGAUCUUAGAUGUGAUUCAGAUGUUCCUGAUGUCCCUCCACCAACCGACAGCACUCCAGAAAUCCUCAAAAAGGCUUUGUCAGGCUUGUCUGUCAGAUGGAAAAAUUGGUGGAUUCGUGGAAUUCUCACUCUAGCUAUGAUUUCUGGGUUUUUUCUGAUCAUAUACCUGGGAUCAUUUAUGCUGAUGCUUCUGGUCUUAAGCAUCCAAGUGAAGUGUUACCAUGAAAUCAUUACUAUAGGUUACAGAGUCUACCACUCAUAUGAUUUACCAUGGUUUAGAUCCCUCAGCUGGUACUUUUUACUCUGUGUGAACUACUUCUUUUAUGGAGAGACUGUAGCUGAUUACUUCGCUACAUUUGUUCAGAGAAGAGAACAGCUUCAGUUCCUAAUUCGUUACCACAGGUUUAUAUCUUUUGCACUCUAUUUAACAGGCUUCUGCAUGUUUGUUUUGAGUUUAGUGAAGAAACAUUAUCGUCUGCAGUUUUACAUGUUCGCAUGGACUCAUGUCACUUUGCUGAUCACUGUAACUCAAUCUCAUCUUGUCAUCCAAAAUCUCUUUGAAGGCAUGAUCUGGUUUUUGGUUCCAAUUUCAAGUGUUAUCUGCAAUGAUAUUACUGCUUACAUUUUUGGAUUCUUCUUUGGCAGAACUCCAUUAAUUAAGCUGUCUCCCAAGAAGACCUGGGAAGGGUUCAUUGGAGGCUUCUUUUCCACAGUUGUAUUUGGAUUUAUUUUUUCCUAUUUUCUGGCUCAACAUCAGUACUUUGUCUGCCCUGUGGAAUAUAACAGUGAAACCAACAGAUUUGUGACAGAGUGUGAACCUUCAGAGCUCUUUCAGAUGAAGAAGUACUCUGUGCCACCAUUGCUUCAGGCUGUGUUGGGAUGGGAAACUGUGAAUAUGUACCCAUUUCAGAUGCACAGCAUUGCACUGUCAACAUUUGCCUCAUUAAUUGGGCCAUUUGGAGGAUUCUUCGCCAGUGGAUUUAAAAGAGCUUUCAAAAUCAAGGAUUUUGCAGACACUAUCCCUGGACAUGGUGGGAUUAUGGAUCGCUUUGAUUGUCAGUACUUGAUGGCCACAUUUGUUCAUGUCUAUAUCACCAGUUUUAUAAGGGGUCCAAAUCCCAGCAAAUUACUGAAACAGCUUUUGAUACUUCAGCCUGAGCAACAAUUAAGCGUGUAUAAAACCCUGAAAUCUCACCUUGUUGAAAAAGGGAUCCUCCAGCCAUCUCUGAGAGGGUAGUUUGUCAAAACGGAGGACCAGAAGAAACCUCCUUUUACAAGAAGCCUGUGGACAAGCAUUGCAAAUGUGCACAUAGAUAACAGGUAGAAGAAGAGUAGUUUGUGGUCUGAAAGAGGUCAGUGUUUCCUGAAAUGAAUGUGAAUGCUAUGACUUCCUAUUAGGACACAGAUCUCUUACUCCUAAAAUAAUGAAAUUGCUUGCAAAGUAACAGCACAUGUGCUGUAUAUUUUAGUUCCUGAAGUGGAUGGCAGCAGUCUUCCUUCAGCACCCAGCCUGAUAGGCUUUGUAUUGAAAAAAAAUUUUAAAAAUUCACUUUUUAAUGAUUUAGUUAAUAUUGUAUAUCUUAGCAAUACUUUUCUGGUCUCCAGUGGUUACUGAAGCAUAAACAGAUAAGGCAGGUGGUCACUUUUAUGUAGCCCCAUGCUGAAAUUACAAUUGGUCAGAAAAUACUUGGUAGCCCAGUCAAAGAGGUGCUUACAGCCUGCUCUGCAUCUGUAUACUACCUGUAUUUACUAAGUCACUAUGAAGGUUAAACUCAGCUCUGUUUUUAAUUAAACAGCUUUCUAAUGAAUUUAUUUCAUGCUUGCAAGAGAAAAGUACCUUUACUGAAGUAUAGCUGGGCUGUUUGGGCUGUGGAGCUGCUAUUUUUUUGGUUAAUGUUACAGAUUAUAAACAAGCGUCUACAUUCAAAAAUAGAGAUUACUUGAGAAAGUGGGAUUCUCCAGCCCAGUAAAGAGAUUGGGGAGAAUCUGGAGUUUAAGCUCUUGGUUUCCACAGCCUGGUCAGUGUCUGAAGACAGUAAUUCAAGCCUUAUUCCUCGUGCCUCUUAACUACAGUGUAGAAUGGGGGUAUUUCCUUCUUUUUAAAAGCACUUUGAGGUCUUGAGUAAAAAGUGAAGUUUAACUGCUGUUUUAUUAACAUGUUACUCAGUGAAAGCAGAAACUUUUGUCUCAUGGAUAUGCACAGUGCAAGACAGGGUGCAUGGUUCUUCCGCUGUGUGUUAUUAUUUAUUGAGAAGAUCCUCAAGCAAGCUUGGGUAACCACAUAGGUGUUUGAAUGGAGAAUUUUUAUAGAAAACAGCUUUUCUGUAGACUUAUUGGGACAUAUGAGGAAAGCUGAUGCUCUGUAAUUCUCAAUCCUAGCUGUUUUCUAACUUUUUUCAUCAUGUGACAUGUCCUGAUACAAAUAAAAAAAUAAACUUUUUUUGAAAUGACAAAAAAUACUCCUGUACAAACAGAAAGCACAAAUGCCAAUUUUGUUUUGGUAUACUGUAUCUUGGUACAAUUUAAUUUUUCCAACUAAUUGUAAAUAAGUUUCUCUAGCAAUGAAUGUACCAAUGCCACAUACGUGUGUGUGUGUGUGUGUGUGUGUGUAUAAAAAAAUAUUAAAAGGUGUAUGUGUAUAUAUAUUAAAGGUGAAAAUUUUAAUUUGGUUAGUGCUACUUGAGGAUAAAACAGUGGAGAAAAUCACUAGGGUGGGUGAUAAGCUGUACCUGUAGAAUUCAGAUUGCUUUUCGUUGGACCCCAUGCAGUGAGACCACCGUACACUCUGUUUUGCACUUAGGCUGUGGUAGCAUGUGUACAGGUUGUGUAUGGAAAAGCACCCCUGUUCGUGGCCAUGAAGUGUAAAAUAAUUCCUGCUGAUGUCGGGUAUUUGACAGUAUGGAAUUGUGUCUGACCUGGAGAUUGCAGUACUGUACUGAAGGAACACUCCAAGAGGUGAAAAAUGUUGCCAGCUGCCUGUCCGUCAGUGGCCGCGCAACUUGGCUGCUUAAUUGGAGGGACUGAAUUUCAGCCCUUUCACCAGAAAGGCAGCAUAGCCUGAUGGUAAAAGGGAGCACAGCCACAGCGUGGAACAUGUGGAAAGGUGCUUUAAAAAGAAGGGAAGGGAGAAUGAGAAGGUGAGCAAAGUAGCAUACCUGGAAAACUAACUUUUACAUGAGGCUUUGGUUAUGUACAGGACUUUGGUAGAUGCUUAUGAAAAAAACACAGCCAUACUGGAGCUGGUAUAGCUUUAUCCUGGGUAUUUAAAAAAAAAUAAUAUAUAUAUAGAAUAUAUAUAUAUAAAGGUAAUUGUUACUUUGGAAAAUUGAACUUUUUAGUGUAAUUUUAUAGCAUGUAUAAUAAGGAAGUUAAAAUAUAUUUUGACAUUUAAUACAACAGAGCAUUUGAAAUUAAUUGCUAUCUAUUUGCACAAUAGAAAGUUCAACACUGCGAUUCUGCUGUUCAAUGUUAAAAUGAAGAAGGGAUCACUUGUGAACUCACUCAUCAAUUUUCUGGAUAGAGUAAUAGCUUCCUGCUGGCUUAUGUUUGGUGUAAAUAAAGCUCAGCAGGAUCUGUCACUUCACAGUGACAACCAGGCUUGCUUACUAUGAAGUGCAUUUACCCCACUUGUUACUUCUGUUAGUUCAAGUGUUGCACCAUGAUCAACAGGAAGGUUCAAGUUUUUACACCAGUGGUUCUUUUCACUUGCACUUUUGUUCCAAGUUGCUAGAAUUACCUGUCGAGCAAAAAAAAAAAAAAAAAUGUAUAUUAUGUAAAUACUGUAAAUGGUAUGAGCACAUAAUGUCUGUUUUAGUUUGACUGUUUCAAUCUUGCACUGAAACAAAUGAAAAUAAAACUGGGACAGAAA